GAUGAUGGAUGAUUACAGCAGUAAAAAAGAAAAACACAUAUUAACUACUCAGCCAGGCCCAGCCCAAAUCCCUCUCAACGCAGCCAGGCCCAGCCGAAUUAUGUGACAAAACUAAAAAUGAUGAAAUACACAAAAUUUGGAGGAUAUAAAUGUAAAAUAACAAAAGCUAAAGGGCGGUUCCAACUAUUUCCCAAUCUUUAUAAUAUACCCUCGAGACUUUCCAAUCUUUCCUUUUUGCCUCAGAGGCCAUUGGCGAAGAACAAAGUUUGAACCUUUUCUUCAUCCAUCUCUCUCCGUCGCUUCUUCCUAACGAUUCCUUCACUCGAAUCAGGAUCUAUCCCUUUAAUCGGCAAAUUAGUAUGUGAGCUUUUGAUGAUUUGGGGCUUGAAACCCUAGAUUUCAGCUUAAUCUGGGUAAUUUCAUUGGGUUGUGAAAUUUCUGUGUAAUUGUAUUUUGGAGAAGAUAUUGAUUUGGUUAGGUAUUAAUCAAUCUAUAUUUCUCUGUUAUUGGUUUAGGUUUGUGAAGGUUUUUUCUAGGGUUUCGAAAAGAUGCCGGCGACAGCAGGAAGAGUGCGUAUGCCCGCAAACAAUCGGGUGCAUAGUAGUGCAGCGCUUCAGACUCAUGGAAUAUGGCAGAGUGCGAUUGGUUAUGAUCCUUAUGCACCAACUAGUAAAGAAGAGCCUAAGACGACACAACAGAAAACCGAAGAUCCCGAGAACUCGUACGCGAGUUUUCAGGGACUUUUGGCUCUUGCUAGGAUUACGGGUUCGAAUAACGAUGAGGCUCGUGGUUCUUGUAAGAAGUGUGGCCGUGUUGGGCAUUUGACGUUUCAGUGUAGGAAUUUCUUGAGUACUAAGGAGGAUAAGGAGAAAGAUCCUGGUGCGAUUGAAGCUGCGGUUUUGUCGGGGUUGGAGAAGAUUAGGAGAGGUGUUGGUAAAGGUGAGGUUGAGGAGGUGAGUAGUGAAGAGGAAGAGGAGAGUGAGAGUUCUGAUUCUGAUGUUGAUUCUGAGAUGGAGAGGAUUAUUGCUGAGAGGUUUGGGAAGAAGAAAGGUGGGAGUAGUGUUAAGAAGACGAGUUCGGUUAGGAAGAAGAAGAAGCGUGUUUCUGAUGAGUCUGAUUCUGAUUCGGAUUCUGGAGAUAGGAAGAGAAGGCGGAGGUCGAUGAAGAAGCGGAGUUCGCAUAAGAGAAGGAGUUUGAGUGAGUCUGAGGAUGAGGAAGAGGGAAGGAGUAAGAGAAGAAAGGAGAGGAGAGGAAGAAAGAGAGAUGAAGAUGAUUCUGAUGAGUCUGAGGAUGAAGAUGACAGACGUGUGAAGAGAAAGAGUAGAAAGGAGAAGAGGAGAAGGAGAAGCCGUCGUAAUCAUUCUGAUGAUUCUGAUUCAGAGUCUUCUGAAGAUGAUAGAAGACAGAAGCGGAGGAACAAAGUCGCAGCUUCUUCUGACUCAGAAGCAAAUGUUUCAGGCGAUGAUGUUUCACGCGUUGGACGUGGUUCUUCUAAGCGGUCUGAGAAGAAGAGCAGGAAACGUCAUCACAGGAAAGAGCGAGAGUAGGAAAUCGAUCUAUAUGAGCCAUUUUCACUCUCCAUUUCUCUCUUAUCAAUGUUAUGUACAAUAAUGAAACAUGUCUUUGUAUGUUGGAUUUGAUUUGUGUUGAAACAUGUCUUUGUAUUUUCACUCUCCAUACUCUGGUUUGGUCUGUUUGUUUCAAGCUUGUGUUAUAACACUAUUGAGAUACUUGGUGUUAAUUUGUGUCUUUUUACUCUAUUCCAUUAUUUACGUCGGCAAGUUAGAGCUCACGUCGGCAAGUGUCGUUGUAAAGAGAUCACGAGACUUGUGGGUUGGAUUUUUGGCAUGGCUCUAGCCUAGGAGGACAAU
Molecule: messenger RNA, 1871 nt
Organism: Arabidopsis thaliana (thale cress)
Lineage: Eukaryota; Viridiplantae; Streptophyta; Magnoliopsida; Brassicales; Brassicaceae
Gene: CXIP4
Product: CAX interacting protein 4
Exons: 2
Coding region: 549-1547 (332 amino acids)
Cellular component (GO): nucleus
Molecular function (GO): zinc ion binding; nucleic acid binding
Source: RefSeq, marked reviewed